Empidonax traillii (willow flycatcher) is the source of this 1377-nucleotide messenger RNA. It is a transcript of the gene GGACT, whose product is annotated as gamma-glutamylamine cyclotransferase. Gene Ontology annotation, molecular function: gamma-glutamylaminecyclotransferase activity. The record is from RefSeq and is a predicted model, not a curated record. The transcript is spliced from 2 exons. The coding region runs from base 214 to 666 and encodes 150 amino acids. Lineage: Eukaryota; Metazoa; Chordata; Aves; Passeriformes; Tyrannidae.
CAGAUAUCUCCAUCCAAGUGGUGUCCCCUAGGUCUGCAUGGGUGUUCUUUUGCUCAUCAGCCUCGCCCAGGCAGUUUGGGCUGCUUAGCGUCUCUCAGUGAGCAGGAGGUGAGCAGGAGACACCAGGCCACUCUGCUGAGCAGCUCCAGACAAACCUUUUUGACCUGCGUGUAGUUGUGUUUCUGCUUCUGUUCAUCUGCUUUUGCAGGUACGAUGGCCCGUGUCUUUGUCUACGGCACGCUUAAGAAGGGCCAGCCCAACUACAAGCACAUGAUCAACACAGCCAAGGGGCUAGCCAAAUUCCAAGGAAGGGGCCGCACGGUGGAGAAGUACCCGCUGGUGAUUGCAGGAAAAUACAAUAUUCCUUACAUGCUGAACAUCCCGGGGACGGGCCACCACGUUGCCGGGGAGAUCUACUCGGUUGACGAGCAGAUGCUGCAGUUCCUGGAUGAGUUCGAAGGCUGCCCAGACAUGUACCAGCGUACCCUGAUGAGAAUCGAGGUGGUGGAGUGGGAAGGGAAGGGCGGUGCCGAGGGCGUCCUGGAGUGCUUCGUGUACAGCACAGCAACUUACCCGCCCGAGUGGGUGGGGCUCCCCUACUAUGACAGUUACGACUCCUCGGGGAAGCACGGCCUGUCCUACGUCCUACGCGAAAGCCGGGAAUAGAAAUGGGAGGUAACACAGCCCGGCCGAAGACAUAGUACUAAGCAGGUGUUGAUCAGUAACCUUUCCAGGAAAGCUGUAAUACCUUUGUAUUAAAAUAAUGCAGGAUCUCUUGUAACCUUCCCAACCCAGGAGCCUUGGUGCUAGAGCUGAAGUCCUGUUGGCCCAGAGUUGGAGACUCCCUCCCCAGGUAGUCAGUGUCCUCCUCGCCCCCGCCAACCUGCUGUAAAGAACUGGGUUUGCAUGAGGGCUAAAAACUCUGCAUGUGCACACCAGGUCUGGGGUCUAAUUAUUUCCUCAGUUUCCCCCUUUGCCUUGGUGCAUAAUGGAGGUCAGUGAAAGGCAGAGAAACAGACUUAAUUUUAUGUUUUUUUUUUUUCCUGAAUUGACAGAUUUUCAUGUGUAGUUCUCCAAGGUGGAAUAAUGAUAAUACUAUUGCACUAAUAGCUGAAACUGAUUUAAAAGUCAUGUCUGCAAAGUAAAGCAAAACUCGUGCUGAAUGUUGACUUAGUAUUUAGUAUGUAAUGGUAUUUAGUAGGUUACUGGAGAUACUCUGUGCUUCUAGACAAAUAGGAACUUGCUGAAGAAAUAGAGAAAAUGUAAAGAUUAUUCUUACUCUGCAUUGCAUUGUGGGUUUUUUUUGAACUGGAAAGGUGUAUUUUUAAAUAAUGUUUAGUUUUACAAGGUACCAUGAAAAAAUACUAAGAUAUUAUA